AUGAAAGAAGAGCAGCAGCACCUCCACCACCAGCAGAGAAAGAUCAUCACCGCCAAGAAACUCACUCGACCCACGGCGUAUGUCCUUCUCCUCUUGUUAUCCUACGUCUUGGGUUAUCUAUCCGCGCCGUCUUCCAGCUCAGUUCACUCUCCCACCGCCGGGACUGCAUCUAUCCCCACCACCGCCGGCGCCGCCGUAGCAGAAUCGGACAUCGGCCACUUUGGUGUCACGAGGAGGUGUGGCGACCCAGUUCCCUCAAAGCUCGUUCGGCAAACGAUUCUCGACCGGGUCUUCAAUGGCACUUCGCCGUUCUACUCGUUCCCGCCGCCUCACGUGGCCCACCUCCUCAGGCCGAAGAGAAUCAAGUGGUGGGGCUCGAACGGAGCCGUUUUCGAAAACCUAAUCCGGCGAGUAAAGCCCCGGACAAUAAUCGACGUGGGGACGUUUUUGGGCGCGUCAGCGAUUCACAUGGCACGGCUCGGCCCGGCCCGGCACGCUUUUUAA
Vitis vinifera (wine grape) is the source of this 504-nucleotide messenger RNA. RefSeq lists its product as uncharacterized. NCBI's taxonomy places the organism in Eukaryota, Viridiplantae, Streptophyta, Magnoliopsida, Vitales, Vitaceae. Bases 1 to 504 code for a protein of 167 amino acids. The transcript has a single exon. The record is from RefSeq and is a predicted model, not a curated record.